Messenger RNA from Teleopsis dalmanni, 4685 nucleotides. RefSeq names its product rho guanine nucleotide exchange factor 18-like. Bases 240 to 4439 code for a protein of 1399 amino acids. The record is from RefSeq and is a predicted model, not a curated record. NCBI's taxonomy places the organism in Eukaryota, Metazoa, Arthropoda, Insecta, Diptera, Diopsidae. Gene Ontology annotation, biological process: regulation of Rho protein signal transduction. Gene Ontology annotation, molecular function: guanyl-nucleotide exchange factor activity. The transcript has 3 exons.
GAGCAGCUAUAAAAAAUGCCUAUAAUUUAGUUGAAUUAAUAAAAUUGGUGUAUUUUAGUGUAAAAUAACAUAUAUAAAGUUAAGUUUUGUUUUGUAUACUGUAAUUACAUAUGCCAAGCAGAAAAAAUAUACGUUGUUUAGUAUAUGAAAAAAAAUUUGCUGCACAACAAUUGAGGACAAAUUGGGUGAAUGCUAUAUAGCUCACAAAACUUUUAAUUUUAUAACCUUUUCACAUUAACAUGGACAACAGAUUACAAGCUACAGAGGAUGACGAUAGCGACAAUGAUAUAGUCACUGAUUUUAUUAAUUCCAAUUGUUUGAACAGAACUUCUACCGAAAUCACAAAUCCCACAGUUGCCCAAAUUUCAAACACAAAUAAAAAUUCAACAAAUUCAAAUAAUUUCUGCAUUGAGAGCAAAAAUUAUUGUAUGCCUAUAAUACAGGCGCCUCUUAUUUCUUAUAAUAAAAGUGUAAUUAACAAUAACAUGAUACCUAUAAUAAACGUAACACCACAUAGUCCAGCAUCGGCUACUAAAUACAAUAACAUAUUCGAGGAUACUCUUAAUCAGUUGCAAAAUAUACGUGAAAGUGUUGUGCAAAUGAAAAAUUCCAGUGUACAUAUGCAUGACGUUGCUUCUAAUUAUGGAUUAAUGAAUGGAGCUGUUUUAAGCACAUCCCUACCAGAUUUGAGUAGUGGAAAUGUAAGUGUCAAUGGCCCAAAUUUUGCUGUGUGGUCAACGCAACAACAAUAUUUGCUUAACACUGAUCGUCGUAAGUCAUGGACAGCUGUGGAUGAUUUAACUGCGGGUGACUGCACAAACAAAAGUGUUAGUUUAUCAAGUCUUGACAGCGAAGAACAGGAAACAAUGCGUGUUGCCGAACAACGUAGAAGAUCGACUCGAAAUAGUACAGGAGGUAUUUCAACACAUUCUCUAAAUGAAGCUGAACUAGCACGAGACUUUGAACGCAUUGCUGCAAAACGUAAUUUAGCAACUGAAAUUAUUAGUCGCAUUCCAUUGCAAAAAAGUAUAUCAACUUCGUCGAUAGUACCCAAAGAUGAGCCUAAAUCGAUCGCUCGCCAUUUGACGGAUAGCGAAGAUGAAAAUCAAAAUUUAUUACGAGCACACGCCAAAAUUGAAGUUUAUGACAAUGUAGAGAAAAGACGUAAACGUGGCUCACUUUUCUUUCGUAAAAAGAAGGAUAAAACUAAAAUGAAAGCAUUAGGUCAAAUAGUGUGUGAUACUUGCGGGGCAAAUAUUUUACUCGUCAAUAUUAAGGAACAUCAGUUAGAAUGUAAGAAUAAAAAAACUGGCAUUCAGAAAAUGUCCUUCAGCUCUAGUAAUAAAAGAAGUAUUAGCGGUGCGGGAGAUAAAAAUGAUGUUGGACAAGAUUAUUAUGAUGGUGCGGAUCACAGCGGUAAUUUUAAUGAUGAUGCACCACUUAUACGUUCAGAGUUUUUGAAUGAUCCACAAAUUGAAGUGCAAGAUUUGGGUGCUGAUCCCAUGCUUGGUAUUGCACUCGAAGAGCACGAUUCGUGGUCACCUAGUGUACCCAAAGAAGUACUUAAGUCUCUUAAAGAAAAACAAAUAAAACGUCAAGAGCAUAUUUAUGAAUUUAUUAUGACCGAAAAGCAUCACUGUCAAACAUUAUUGGUCAUGCAAAAAGUUUUUGUGGAAAGCUUAGAGCGCCAUUUUCCAGCGCUUAAUAUUAACAAAAUGUUUCCACGUUUGGCUGAGUUAACUGAAUUACAUAUAACAUUUUUAUGUAAAUUAAGACAAAAACAACGCGAGCAAUAUAUAGUAAACAGCAUUGCUGACGUACUACUUGAUUUUUUUUCACAGGAAAAGGCGCACCAUUUACGAUUAGCUUAUGGUGAAUUUUGUGCAAAUCAUCGUACUGCACUUGAACAAUUUAAAACGUGUAUUACAAACCGUGAUCAAACAUUUGCUGAAUGGUACAAGCAUUGCUUAACAAAUCCUUUACUUAAGAAAAAGGGUAUACCAGAAUGUAUUUUAUUUGUAACGCAGCGCCUUACAAAAUAUCCGUUGCUAAUUGAGCCUUUGCUUAAGAGUGCACGAGAGGACAAACUAGAAUGUGAUAAGCUACAGCAUGCAUUAAACCUUGUGAAGUCGCUAUUGGUCGAUGUAGAUGCUUGUGUAGCUGAAAAAGAAUUAAGAGAGCGGCAAAUAGAAAUUUUUAAUCGGGUAGAUCCCAAGUCAUUUUCCAUAUAUAAAAAUAAACCAUUCCGUAAAACUGAUAUAGGCGUUGAAUCACGCCGGCGACUUAAAUUCGAAGGUCAGGCAACUCUUAUGCAAGGUCGCUCAAAAAUGCAAAUGGUAUUAGUAGUUGUGCUAACAGAUUGUUUGUGCUUCCUUUUUGAGUCAUCACAUAAUAAAUAUACAUUUUUUACUCCAGAACAUAAAGCAGGUGUAGUACCCUUACAGAAGUUACUAAUUCGAGAAAAGGCUGGAACAGAGUCACCAGGCAUUUAUAUUAUUUCAUCGAAUCCAUCUUUUCCAGAAAUGUAUGAAUUAAAAGUGCAAAAACCAAAGGAUAAAAAUGUUUGGAUACAAUCUAUUCGGCAGGCAGUUAUUGAAUGCCCAUCAUCCGAUGUUAUCGAAGCUGAAGAUCUCACUGCUGAAGAAAAAUUGCGUAUAGGUGUCAAUAAACGUGAGCUAAUUGAAAAAAUGCGCCAAAAAGAUAUUGAGUUGGCUCUUCUGCUAGAAGAAAAAAUUAUUUUACAAUUAAACUUGAUAAAAGAACAGAAAAAAUUCGAAGAAUCUCAAAACACUGGUAGCCAUAACAGCAAUAGUGUAGUAAGUGCAGCUAAUUUCUUAGCGGCGUUUGGUACUUACAAAAAUUUAAUUGGGGUUGACUGUGAUACAACGGAGCUAUGGAAGCGUAUUCUAAGUAAUGUGCAAGAUAUAAGUCAAUUAGCGUCGACUGUUUAUACCGCAGCUACAGGCCUGUCUGUUUCACGUUCUAUCAGUUCCGUAGGUGAGAAGCAAAGUGAAUAUUUCUAUUCACCUACGUUACCGAAGCGCGCUGAAACUUUUGCUGGUUUUGAUGAAAAACGAGCAAAGAAUAUAUUUCCUUGUCGUGAUGUGGCAAAACUUGCAACAAUGCAAGUGAUGACACCGCGACUACAGGAAUUAGAAGAAAAACGAGAACUCAAAACUACGAACAGUACUGUAGUAUCAAGUGGUAGUAAUACAAUCAACACUAUUAAUGCAUCCUCAAUAUUACAAACGAGUAAUGACAUAACAGAGCAAAUGCUUAAUGAUGAACUUACACUCAAAGAUCACAACUGUGCUGCAUUGCAAAUAACACAUCACCUGAACACAUUACUUUGUAUAUUAUCACAACAGAUGACCACAAUACACAGCUUGCAGCAGCAGUUGGCUUUGUACAGAGAAAGCUCCCGCACAGCCUAUACCCACAAUGAUCAGUUAGAAGAAUUACGCAAUUUGCAGGAUAAAUUGCAAGAGGAAAAGACUGCGUGGUUGCGACAAAAAGAGCAACAAGAAAUUGAAUUAGAUGAAAAACGCGCGCAGCAAACCAAAUUGCAAGAACAAAUUAAAACUGAACAGGAAGAUAUUAAGCAACAGAGAGAACAACUCUAUCGCAAAAUGGAAGUACUCUCCAAUCAAGGUUUAUUGCUUUCACCAAAUACUCCUCUCAUGAUUACUAGUCCAGCGUUGUCUGCAGUAAAUAUUGGCGGUGGCAUUGGUGUCAAUGAGGAUACUUACGACUAUUACGAAGGACACACACAAAUAGCUGACGCUUUAAACGCAAGUAGCACACCUUUAACCACAAGUACAGUAGACAGACGUAAAGACAAGUGGCGCACUGCAUCAACUAUUUCGAAGACUCCCCCAGUAAAUCUUUUAAGCGCAACAAACGCACCUAAAAUAAAUCAAACAAGCGUUAAACAAAAAAUUCCAAUGAAACUGUCAUCGCUUUCAAAUGCUACUUCCGCAACAGCAAAUGCAACCAGUUCUAAUUCCAACAAAAUUGAUAAAUCAAACAGUUUUACAACUAACAGCACAACUGCUGCGCAACAUCAGAUUACUAAUCCAAUUGGUGUUACUCAAAUGUUUCCAUUAAAAUUGGCUGAUAAACGCAUGAAUUUACAGACAACUCAAAUGGUUCCACAGCAUUCGCGAACAGGUAGUUCACCAGCUAUUAUUCAACAUCAAACAAGUACUACACCAGCUCCAGCAGCGUCUCCACCUUCAUCUGGAGUUUCGCACACCGAUUCUUUGUCAAAGUUGACUUUUAACCAGAGGCAUUAUAGCACUCCUACAUCAUCUAAAAGUCUACAAACAGCCACUCCCACAACAUCGAUACUAUCAACAAUGGGGGCUAAAAAUGCUAACCCAAGCAUAUCACGCAGUAAUACUAAACUAAAACCUGAAGAAGAAGAAAUCUAUUUCUGACGCUCGUUUUCGCCAGAAGUGGAAAUCUAAGAAAAUUAUUUACAGCAAUACCGGGACUGAAUAUACGGUUAUUCUAAAACUCCAAAUGAAACCAUUUUCAUAUCACUUACCAAAUAUACUGGAAUGAGCCUUAGAUCAAUUAAUCAAUGCAAUUAGAAUCUUUUUUGUGAAGUAAACUUUUUAUAAUAGUUAGUUUUAACUGUUUAUUUACUUUAUUAAAAGAAAAAAGUUUCUUGUUUCUUUUUU